This is a messenger RNA of Equus quagga, 3387 nucleotides long. RefSeq names its product inositol polyphosphate-5-phosphatase E (gene INPP5E). The transcript is spliced from 11 exons. Gene Ontology annotation, molecular function: inositol-polyphosphate 5-phosphatase activity. Gene Ontology annotation, biological process: phosphatidylinositol dephosphorylation. The coding region runs from base 273 to 2444 and encodes 723 amino acids. The record is from RefSeq and is a predicted model, not a curated record. Lineage: Eukaryota; Metazoa; Chordata; Mammalia; Perissodactyla; Equidae.
CGCCGGUUGCCGGGGAGCCGCCGCCGAGGCCCGCGGGCCGGGAGCGGGCGGCGCCGAGAGGCACCUGUGGGGGACCGCAGGACUUCACAGCCUCCAGCCAUGCAGCAACUGGCCCUCCCCCUACUGGACCACCCCAGGCCUGAAGGGGAGCUGCUGCUGGUUCUCUCCCCCGUGCCCUGCCCUGCGACCUCUGACCACGCAUCCCUGAUACUGGGCGUUGCCGCCAGCCCAGAGAGGAGCCGUCCACUGGGUUGGCGAGGCUGCCAUCGUCCAUGAGGGCUGGGCCCUGGAUUAUGCCAUCCAAGCCAGCGUGCCUGGGGCACUCAGAGGCAGCACCCGAGCAGCCCACCGCCCAUGGGCAUCUGCACCCUGAAGGCAAAAUGCUCAAGGGGCAGCUUCCAGGCACAGACAAAGACCUCACCCCCUGCCCAGAGUCCCUGCCCACCGACAGCUGUCAGGGCCCAGAGAAGAGUCCAGUGCUCCCUCUGAACAUUCCAGCAAAAGUCAGCAAUGAGGACCCGCAAGCUAAGGCAAAUCCCUUUACCCCAAAGCCACCGACGAGGCCCAGGCUGGAGCGAGCGCUGUCCCUGGAUGAGAAGGGCUGGAGGAGGCGGCGUUUCCGAACCAGCCAAGAGGACCUAGCCUCCCGGAAUGGGGCCAGCCCCUCCAGGGGCUCCUCGCAGGACGAGGCCCCUGGUCCCCCCGCCCCCAGUGGCCCCCCGCCCUGCCUGAGCACCUCCUUGCAGGAAAUCCCCACGUCCCGCAGGCCCCCAGGCAGUAGCCCCUCCCUGUGGGGUAACUGUCUUUCUGGAAUGAUCAGCACUUCCCUGGACCUCCUGCACCGGGACGGCGCCGCAGCCGGGAGCACCCCCAGGCUGGCCGGCGUGCUUCCCCCACGGCCAGUGCCCGCCAUGGAGCAGACCGUGGUCUCCCACUCCCUGCGGACAGCGAACAAGGUGGACGAGGACCACGCCGACUACAAGCUCCGCCUGCAGACCAGGCUGUUCCGGGCCCACAGCAGCCUGGGCCCCGGCCGGCCCCCGAGCCCCCUGGCCUGCGACAACUGUUCCCUUCGCUCGGCCAAAUCCUCCUUCAGCCUCCUGGCGCCCAUCCGCACCAAGGACGUCCGGAGCAGGAGCUACCUGGAGGGGAGCCUCCUGGCAAGCGGGGCCCUGAUGGGGGCCGACGAGCUGGCCCGCUACUUCCCGGACCGGAACAUGGCCCUCUACGUGGCCACCUGGAACAUGCAGGGCCAGAAGGAGCUGCCCCCAAACCUGGACGAGCUCCUGCUGCCCGUUGAGGCCGACUACGCCCAGGACCUCUACGUCGUCGGGGUCCAGGAGGGCUGCUCCGACAGGCGGGAGUGGGAGACUCGCCUGCAGGAGACGCUGGGCCCGCACUACGUCAUGCUGUACUCGGCGGCCCAUGGCGCCCUCUACAUGUCCGUGCUCAUCCGCCGGGACCUCAUCUGGUUCUGCUCAGAGGUGGAGAGCUCCACGGUGACCACGCGCAUCGUGUCCCAGAUCAAAACUAAGGGGGCCCUGGGCGUCAGCUUCACCUUUUUCGGCACCUCCUUCCUCUUCAUCACGUCCCACUUCACCUCUGGAGACGGGAAGGUCAGCGAGAGGCUGGUGGACUACACCAAAACCAUCCAGGGCCUCGCGCUGCCCAAGAACGUGCCGGACACCAGCCCCUACCGCUCCGACUCAGCGGACGUCACCACCCGGUUUGAUGGGGUCUUCUGGUUUGGAGACUUCAACUUCCGCCUGAGUGGGGGGCGCAUGGCCGUGGAGACCAUCCUGAAGCAGGACCUGGGGGUGAACGUGCCAGCCCUGCUGCAGCACGACCAACUUACUCGGGAGAUGAAGAAAGGGUCCAUCUUCAAGGGCUUCCAGGAGCCAGACAUCCACUUUCUCCCAUCGUACAAGUUUGACAUCGGGAAGGACUCCUACGACACCAGCUCCAAGCAGAGGACGCCCUCCUACACGGGCUGGGCAUCCCCCAGCACGCCUAGCCCCGUCCAGUGCCCAGAUGCCUCCAAUACAGUGGGCUCCCGCAGGUGUGGCAUUGGCAGGCGGCCUCUGCCCCAGAGCAGCCUGGCUGGGAGGCAGGCGGGCCGAGCUGUGCAGCAGCACCGCACCAUCGGUCCCCAGCCUGUGGGUCACUUCCUGCAGGACCGGGUCAUGUACAGGAGCCGCCACAAGGACGACAUCUGUCCGGUCAAGUAUUCCUGCUGUCCUGGGAUCAGGACAUCUGACCACCGCCCCGUGUACGGCCUGUUCCGGGUGAAAGUGAGGCCAGGGAGGGACAACAUCCCGCUGGCUGCUGGCAAGUUUGACCGAGAACUGUACUUAAUAGGAAUUAAAAGACGGAUUUCCAAAGAGAUUCAGAGGCAGCAAGUGCUGAAGAACCAGCACUCCAGCACCGUCUGUACCGUUUCUUGAGGAAGCUUGCCAAGGGAGGGCUUGUCACCCACGGUGUGGGAGGUCUGACCCCAAACCCUGGAAGACAGAAGAGGUUGCAGUUCGGGGCAUCUGGCCCUCCUUGGGGUGCAGGUGAACCGCUGCGGGCUGGCCUACCUCCUUACCAGGACCCCAACAGGAGGCUGCAGGCUGGAGUGAGCACCGGCCCUGAGGGCCUGGUGUCCAUCCCUGCUUGCUCACCACAGCCCGACUCACGCCCCUCAGGGCAGGCCAGCACCCGCCACACCUCCGGGCACUCUCGGUGGCACACGUCAAGUCAGGGCUGCCCGGAGCCAGUGUUUGCUGCCACUCCCGUGUGUCAAUCCGCAUCCUCCCAGCAGCCCUCCUCAUCUGAGCUCUGGUGGCCCAGCACUGGGGGAGGCUGCUCUGGGGCGGGUGACCCUGGGCCUCAGGUCCCAGGGGCGCACACUAGGACCAGGCUGAGGCUGAGUCAGUCAAAGCCGACAGGAGGCCAAAGCCAGCCGACCUCCCACGAGGGAGCGUGGUGCCCGAUGCUGGGCUGGGACCAGGAGGGCCCCGGCCAGCGUUCCAGGGCCGCAUCCUGGUCUCAGGUCUGGGCUCCCGACUCCGGCCACCACCUCUCUCCUGUCCUGUUUUGGUAACUUCAGACCAUUUGCUCCGUAACAUCAGCCACGAGUGGCGUUGAUGUAAGUGGUGCGUUUCCUGGCCUGAGAAGCUGUUAGAAUGUCAGCACCUUGCCAACCUAGGCCGGUGCCCACUAACCACAUCCUGGAUCUUUUCUUAAACGGUUUAGGGCCCAUUAUUGCUCUGAGUCUUAUCCCAUCUCUUGAAAAAGACAAAGGCUUUGAAUGUGGGGAAAUCCAGGGGCAUUCAACCUAGCAUUUUAAAUUAUUUAUUUUUCCAUAUUUAUAUUUUUAAAUAAAUGUAUAUAUUGAAUCUUAAA